This is a messenger RNA of Acanthochromis polyacanthus (spiny chromis), 2210 nucleotides long. Its product is annotated as acidic amino acid decarboxylase GADL1-like. The transcript has 15 exons. Gene Ontology annotation, cellular component: cytoplasm. The record is from RefSeq and is a predicted model, not a curated record. The coding region runs from base 30 to 1649 and encodes 539 amino acids. Gene Ontology annotation, biological process: carboxylic acid metabolic process. Gene Ontology annotation, molecular function: carboxy-lyase activity; pyridoxal phosphate binding. Lineage: Eukaryota; Metazoa; Chordata; Actinopteri; Pomacentridae.
GUUGGCCAACGCCGUGGUGCAGCAUUGUGAUGAAUAAAAAGCUCAAUGGGAGGCAGUUAGCACAGACAGAGGCAUUAAACAUGGAGAGACAUGUCAAAGAAGAGAUUCCCAGUGAAGGCCAGAGUCCUGUAGCAGACCCUGGACUUUCAGAGAAAUGUUCUCCGGUUGUGAUUGAUGAUGUUCCCCUGAACGGUCCCACUCUGGACGGACUUGCAGCAGAAGAAUUCAUUCACCAGUCCAUGGCCAUCAUUAUAGAAGAUGCAGUGAAAAAAGCGACAGACGUAAAAGAAAAGGUUUGUGAGUGGCGCUCCCCCGAUCAGCUGAAGGAGCUGCUGGACCUUGAGCUGAGAGAUGGAGGAGAGUCUGACUCCAAGAUCCUGCAGCGCUGCAGAGAUGCCAUCAGAUACAGCGUCAAGACCACUCAUCCUCGUUUCUUCAACCAGCUGUAUGCUGGAAUGGAGCCCUACUCCAUGGUGGCUAGCUUCAUUGCUGAAGCCCUCAAACCCAGUCUAUACACAUAUGAAGUGGCUCCAGUCUUUACCCUGAUGGAGGAUGCUGUGCUGAGGAAGAUGAAGGAACUAAUUGGCUGGGAGGAAGGAGGAGAUGGAAUUUUCAAUCCAGGUGGCUCAAUGUCCAACAUGUACGCCAUGAAUUUAGCCAGGUACAAUCACUCUCCUGACAUUAAAGAGCUCGGCCUCUCUGCUGUUCCACGACUGGUCGUGUUCACGUCACAGGAGUGUCAUUACUCCAUUACCAAAGCAGCAGCUUUACUGGGAAUUGGAACUAAGAACGUCUAUGUGGUUCCAUCUGAUCAGAGAGGAAAGAUGAUUGUUUCUGCCCUGGAGAACAAAAUAAAGACCGCUAAAAGUGAGGGUGCAUUUCCCUUCAUGGUAAACGCCACAGCAGGAACCACGGUGCUCGGAGCUUUUGAUCCCAUCGAAGAAAUUGCCGACAUCUGUGAGAAGCACAACCUGUGGCUGCAUGUGGAUGCAUGUUGGGGAGGAGCAGCUCUCAUGUCUAAGAAGCAUAAACACUUGUUAAAGGGCAUCCACAGAGCCGACUCUGUGGCCUGGAACCCUCACAAGAUGCUGAUGGCAUGUCUGCAAUGCUCUGCUUUCCUGGUCAGAGACAAAACAAAUCUCCAGCUAUGCCACUCUUCUCGGGCCUCCUACCUCUUCCAGCCAGACAAGUUCUACGACAUCAGCUAUGACACGGGAGACAAGUCGCUCCAGUGCAGCAGGAAAGCAGAUGCCUUCAAGUUCUGGCUCAUGUGGAAGGCUUUAGGAAGCAGUCAGCUGGAGGAGAGAGUGGACAGAGCCCUCGCCAUGGCCAGGUAUCUUGUGCAAGAGAUCAAGAAAAGAGAAGGAUUCCGUUUGCUGAUGGAACCUGAGUUUGCAAAUGUCUGCUUCUGGUACAUUCCACCAAGUCUGAGGAACCUUCCUGACGGCCCUGAGCUCUACCAAAAGCUCCACACUGUUGCCCCAGUGGUUAAAGAGCGCAUGAUGAAAACAGGCAGCAUGAUGGUGGGCUACCAGCCCCACAGGGACAAACCCAACUUCUUCAGAAUGGUCGUCAUCAGCCCUCAGGUCAGCAGGCAGGACAUGGACUUUGUCCUGGAUGAGAUACACAGUCUGGGGAAGGACUUGUGAUGAAGGAUCAGUGUCUUUCACCAACUUUACUCAUCUGUCAGGGAGACAUUUGUGGGCAGCCAGAGUGUUCAUGCAUUGUUUCUUGUCUGAUUCUUCAACUGGUUUUGGGAAAAUGAACCUCCUGCUGGCAUCAGUUGGAAAUUACACCCUCUACUGACAGUUUCCUCUCAUCUCACUUACCUUCUCUUAAUCGGCUCUGAGCUGAAAUCGACUUUUGCUUCCUGUAAUACAGUUUAUUCAAUACAAGAUAAUGUCUGUCUGUAUUUUUGUUGUAACACUGACAGCAUAAUCUAAAAUCUGUUUCUGUGUAUUAAUCUGAAGAGUUGUUGUUUACAACUGGUGAUUUGAAACAUGUUGCAUUUUAAAUCUAUGUAAAUGCAAAAAGGUGGGAAAGUAAUUUGUGGAAAAGGUCUCCAGAUGUGUAUUUAUUUCUGUGCUUAACUCAUGAAUCAUGGCAGACUGUGCUGUUAAAGUGCAGCUAUGUUCUCUGAUUUAUACUGUGAAUAUGUCCCUUUUCAAUAAAAACAAACAACCUGACAAUAAAAAAAAAAAUCAAUUGAG